GCGCUCUGCGACGGUUUAAAGGAGUUCGAGCUGCCUAUCUCAGACAAGACCGUCCUCAUCGGCGCCACCCCCAAGGUCCGCCACUCGCUAGCCAAGAAAAUGCGACGGUCCGACAUCCCAGUUACUGCGUCCGCCACGGCCGUCGACCUCGGAAGCGACAGAGCUCAGCCACAGCUAGGUUUCGCAAGAUACACCGACUUCGGAGCACUGCACAGCAGGCCCGAAUCUCAGCUGGACUGUGGCGCACUGGCGCUCUCCCAGAAGGAGUAUUUGGGCAUCAGGUGCGCGGCCUCGCUCGGCACGCUCUACUACGAUGGCGGCGUCAGGAUCAUCAGGGCCUGGCCAAGGAUCAAGACCACCUUGCUCGCUGCAGGCCUCAAGCUGUGGUGCAAGGUCAAGGGGCCCACAGGCGCGGCCAUCGCGACUCUGCUGGAGGCCAGUUGGGAUCCGGCCUCAGCUACCACCUGGAGGCGUACAAAGGACGGCUACAUUGAGGAGUGGAACCUCCCCCCAGCCGAUGACCCUGACCUCCUUGACGCCGACAUUCGCACAGUUUUGCAGGACCUCAGCGAGGAUUUACACAAGCUCCUCUGGACCCAGGCCGCUACGCAUGCCCAUGGUGACACGCUGGCUGGAGGCGCAGACUUGGUCACUAUCCGCAUUGAACAAAGGAGGUUCCUCGCAAACGGCGACUUCAGCGACUGGGCCCUCAACAACACCAUCAUCAGCGGAGGACAGUGGACCAGAGACCGCCUCCACAACGCGGGCUAUCAGAUCGACAUGAACUGCGACCGAUGCAGCGCUGGAGUUCCUGAAACCUUGGUUCACCGAAUGUGGCAGUGCGAGGCGAAUGUGGGACCUGAGUUUGAGGCCAGUGACGAGCUACUGCCGCGUGCCGUGGCGGGGGUCGAUGCCGACCCCGCCCUGUGGCUCCGUGGCAUUCCCUCUGUCGCUCUCACCACGCCCACGUUCGAGCCAUUGACUGGGAGGGACGGGUGGGAGUUUGUUGGGGCG
This is a messenger RNA of Prorocentrum cordatum, 1014 nucleotides long. NCBI's taxonomy places the organism in Eukaryota, Dinophyceae, Prorocentrales, Prorocentraceae. The record is from the annotation of a GenBank genome assembly.